Molecule: messenger RNA, 2589 nt
Organism: Verruconis gallopava
Lineage: Eukaryota; Fungi; Ascomycota; Dothideomycetes; Venturiales; Sympoventuriaceae
Exons: 4
Coding region: 213-2186 (657 amino acids)
Biological process (GO): intracellular signal transduction; peptidyl-serine phosphorylation
Cellular component (GO): spindle pole body
Molecular function (GO): protein serine/threonine kinase activity; ATP binding
Source: RefSeq, a predicted model, not a curated record
AAUGCCCCGUUGCCCAGCAACCGACUCCCACUAAAGCGCAACCCCACAACAUACGGGAGCUGAACCCAAGGACGGCCAAAACAGCCCCAACGUACAGCAGAAAGUCCACUUUUUGCUGCAUUUAUCCGGGCUGCACCUUCUUCUCGUAUAUCAAACGCCUAUCACGCUCGCCAUCAGCCUUCUGGGCCUCAGAAACAUUUUCUGUAGCCACGAUGGCGAGUCCUUCGAAAGAGAACAGCGACUUCAUGCUGCCAAUUCCGCCGCCACCGCUUCUUACACGGUCGACGAACGAAUAUGAGCCUUCCACACCUGGUCGAUCGCACUUCAUAAGCCCACCAGAGACCCCACAGGGCAGUCCGAGCAAAUCUCAACAUCCGCCAGGAGCGUACGAUCUGCCCAAUGUCUUUGACAAUGCUAUGAAGCUCUUUCCCUCCAACAACGACUCACCGGCCAAGAAUACCAGAUCGCAACUACAACCAAAAUCUCCUGCGAAGUCUGGAAAUGCAUUUUCGCAAGACAUCGACUUCUCGGAUUACACAGCCCCGGGUUCUGCACCAGGUAGCCCACGUCGAAACGGGAAUGAAGAAAAUACCCCACCUGGUUCGAGACCAGGUAUGAAGUCUCAAAGCAGCUUCGUCACCGCUGCCCAGCAGGGAAGACAAGAGGCGUACAAGACUCGUGAAGAGCCCAGGUACGACCGUGGCCUUACGGCGAAGGAACUUGAGAUGAUUUCAAAGCCGUCUGUCAAGCGGCUGACUAACGUCACUCAAUUGUAUUUUCUCGAUUACUACUUUGAUCUCUUUAGCUACCUACACCAGCGCCAAACACGCACAGCGCAGUUCAAGGCGAGCGUCCCAGAGCCGCCAGAGACGCCAGAGGAGGAAUACAACGCUAUGAUGACCAAAUACCUUGGACGAGAGCGAGCAAAUCUGCGGAAGAGGAGGACCAGAUUACGACAUGGUGACUUCCAGAUCCUCACCCAGGUUGGCCAGGGUGGUUAUGGACAAGUCUACCUUGCGCAGAAGAAAGAUACAAGAGAAGUGUGUGCCUUAAAGGUAAUGAGCAAGAAGUUGCUCUUUAAGCUUGAUGAGAUCCGCCAUGUUCUUACGGAGCGCGAUAUCCUUACUACUGCAAAUAGUGAGUGGCUUGUUAAGCUGCUGUAUGCAUUCCAGGACGAUAAAAGCAUCUACUUGGCAAUGGAAUAUGUUCCAGGUGGGGAUUUCCGCACUCUGUUGAACAAUACUGGUGUCCUCCACAAUCGGCACGCCCGGUUUUACAUUUCAGAGAUGUUUUUAUGCGUUGAUGCCCUGCAUCAACUUGGCUACAUUCACCGUGACUUGAAACCAGAAAACUUCCUCAUUGACAGUACCGGUCACGUCAAGCUCACAGAUUUCGGCCUUGCGGCAGGGUUCCUGGCGCCGCAGAAGAUCGAAUCGAUGCGGGUUAAGCUGGAGUCAGUCGGCAACAUGAACGUUCCAUUCGGCCGGCCGAUGGAGGAGCGUACGGCGGCAGAGCGUCGUGAAGGCUACCGUUCGCUUCGAGAGCGCAAUGUCAACUAUGCUAAGAGCAUUGUCGGAAGCCCAGAUUACAUGGCUCCUGAAGUUCUCAAGGGCGAAGAAUAUGACUUCACUGUUGACUACUGGAGUCUUGGUUGCAUGCUCUUCGAAGCUCUUGCAGGUUAUCCUCCAUUCGCUGGCGCCACGGUUGACGAGACCUGGCAGAACUUGAAGCGCUGGAAGUCAGUUCUCAAAAAGCCUGUCUAUGAAGACCCCAAUUACUAUCUCAGCAAGCGGACGUGGGAUUUAAUCACACGCUUGGUUGCUUCAAAGACCUCUCGAUUCAAGGGCAUACGAGAGAUCAAGAGUCACGAGUAUUUUGGUGAGGUAGAUUGGGAGAAUAUCCGUACUCAAAAGGCACCAUUUGUGCCGGAGCUUGACAGUGAGACAGAUGCGGGCUACUUCGAUGACUUCACAAACGAAGCUGAUAUGGCAAAGUACAAGGAGGUGCAUGACAAGCAGAUGGCUCUAGAAAACAUGGCAGACAGAGAAGAGAAGAUGGGCAAAAGUCUGUUCGUUGGCUUCACAUUCAGGCAUCGUAAACCUGCCGUUGAUGAGAACGGCAAGCCGACGAGUCCGAGGAAGCCAUUGCCGAAAGACAACGACGGUGCUUUUGGCACGUUUUUCUAAAACUAAAUCAAAGGAGGUAGCUAUGAGGAUGAAGCAUGUUCUAUUUUAGCGAGAACACUAUUUCGAAAAAUCGUGCUGGUUUGGCUUUUGAUGCAUGUUCGCUCCUUUUUAGGUGCAAGACAAAGUAGUGGCGUAUUAGUACUGGCAGAGGCUUUUUAUCUCUGGGCGUUCUGGGACGCACAUGAACUUUCACUUAUGGUGUAAGAUGAAGGACACGAGUUCGAGAGCUGCGAUGCUCAAGUAAUGAGAUAGAGAUUGCUGCAGAGCAGCAAAUGAAGGUUCGUAUUAUGUUGAUAUUAUCAGUGGCAAUCAUGUUUCUUCCUUAUGUAAGCGCGUUACGGCGGGAUAUUCUUCGCCACGGACCUAGUGGCGCAUAAAUCGGACUAUUAGUAGAGCCUAGUCG